Molecule: messenger RNA, 2122 nt
Organism: Asterias rubens (European starfish)
Lineage: Eukaryota; Metazoa; Echinodermata; Asteroidea; Forcipulatida; Asteriidae
Product: sphingomyelin synthase-related protein 1-like
Exons: 5
Coding region: 58-1371 (437 amino acids)
Biological process (GO): ceramide biosynthetic process
Cellular component (GO): Golgi membrane; endoplasmic reticulum membrane
Molecular function (GO): protein binding; sphingomyelin synthase activity; ceramide cholinephosphotransferase activity
Source: RefSeq, a predicted model, not a curated record
GCAAGGACUCCUCCCCUGUCAGCUGACUGGGCUUAAAUGCAAAGAGAUGAUUGAAAGAUGAAGGCCACACGACAAUCUAAAAAGAGACUGAGAGCCGUUGUUGUCAACUUGCCCAAUAAUAAGAGUGUACAUCAUUGGACCUCAGACGAUGUUGCCGAGUUCCUGCAUGCGAAUGGGAUGGGCCAGUACUCGGAGCUGUUGUGCAUCCACAAUGAGAUUGACGGCGAGGUCUUGCUGCUUCUCAAGGAGUUGGACCUCCGUCUUCCGCCAAUAUCCGUCCCCGUCUUGGCACAUAUUAAGAGGUUGAUGAUGCUGAUCAAUCACCUGCAAGAAAGAGAGACGGGGUCGACGCACUUCAGCAACGGAUCAUCCAAAUUAACCGACUACCUAAGCAAGGAGACCAGCCUAGAGCUGGGUCACAUCAGCCAGCAACUGAACGCUUUCAGUUUCAGUGACGAUGAAGAUUACCAAAGCUCUCAUUCCAACCCGCAGUCAAGACGCUCGUCUGAGCCAAAGUUCCAGCCGGAGUACGGGAAGACGCUUCUCAGUUUCAUAUACGCGUCGUCGGUGGCGCUACUGACUGCGUUUGUGAUGACCAUCGCUCACGAUCGCGUGCCGGACAUGACCAAGUUUCCGCCGUUGCCGGACGUCUUUCUGGACAGCGUCCCUAGGAUAGAGUGGGCAUUUGAGGCUUGCGAAACUUGCGCCAUCACUCUGGCUUCCAUGUUUGUAAUCGUCUUAGUUCUUCAUAAACACAGGUCCAUAAUACUGCGGAGAUUCUUUGCCCUGACGGGCUCGUGCUUUCUUCUUCGUUGUCUCACUAUGUUUGUCACGUCAAUGUCCGUCCCUGGCAGCCAUCUGCAGUGCAGUGGCAAGGUUUAUGGAAAUUACUGGAUCAAAAUGGAGCGGGCCUUGGAGAUAAUGUCUGGCCUUGGCAUGAGCGUAACAGGUGUCCAUACCUGUGGGGAUUACAUGUUCAGUGGACACACCAUAUGUCUGACUAUGUUUAACUUCUUCAUAACGGAAUAUUCGCCAAGAAGUAUGACUUACCUCCACACUACCUCCUGGGUCCUCAAUCUCUUUGGGGCCUUCUUCGUUCUUGCUGCCCACGAGCAUUACUCCAUCGAUGUGGUCAUCGCAUUCUGCAUUACCUCACGCCUCUUCCUGUACUACCACACACUCGCCAACACCCACUCCCUCCAACAAGCCGACAGGAGGACCAAGGUCUGGUUCCCCAUGUUCUCCUACUUUGAAGACAAGGUGGAUAACGUGGUACCUAAUGAGUAUGAGUGGCCGUUCUCUAUGCCUCGUUUACCGGCACCGAGCAGACUCUGGCAGAAAAGAAAAGUUAAGAAAGAUAAACAAAAAUGAGAUCGAAGUUCACAGUUGACACUUUUGUUUUGAAGAACAAUCAUUGUGAUAGAGUUUGAAAAUGGCUUAUGUGAUAUGAAGAGGGGCUUCAAUUGGAAUCUUAAAUUUAAUAUGACUUUCGAGAAAGACUCUGCUAUGGUUGAAAAACGUCAGGCCAGUAACUUUUUUUUUAAUUAAACAUUAUCUAAUUUAUUUGGUUGCCAAUCUUUAAUUUACAACAUCUUAUUCAUCAAAUUCAGAGAUGAGAAAUGUCAGACUUUUUUUCUGACUUCAGAAUGUUUUUAGCUUCCACCUGAUUUACAAAAAGUUGCUGUUUUUUCUUCAGAUAUAAAGAAACCUACAACAAAUAGGCUGCAAGUGAAGAACGGUCAAUUUUUGACAAACGCUGUUUUGUCCUUUAAACUAUCUCUCUUUACAGUUUUACGUUGUUUUAUCCUUUUUCAGUCCACAGUUGUACACACUAUUUAAUCAUUUUAUAUUUAAAACAAAAAGCAAUACACACAAAAGUGAGGAUGCUUUUAAACACGAUAAAAUCUCCGACAAGACAUACUGUUUUUACUUUUGUCUGUCUUUUUAAAAACUAAAAAUAUUGUUGUUAUUUUUUCACAAGUUGGUAGAAUGGUGUUUUUUCAAAGUACAUGAUGCAAAUGGAUGAAGAUUUGAUAGUUGGAACCCACUGUUUACAUUCAAACCGCCCUCUGUUGAAAAAAACACUGUAUACGUCAUGUUUCGCCGGGCAAAAAGACACGUA